AUGUAUGCAGAAUUACAGAAAUCUUACUACGGUUGUUACAUGGUCACGACGCUAUUAACCCGAUCGGAGUUCAAGACAUAUGCUCCAAUCAUUGUUAUCGAUAUGAGUCAGCAGAAUGACAACUUAAAAACAUCGACUUUGGAUCUUGGGAUUGAAUUCGAAGCAGAUAUAGAAUUUCCACCCUUUACGUCAGCAUACUGUUUAAUUUUACACGACCAAAUUAUAACAUACAAUCCGUUUAAUGGUGAAGUACGUGUAUUAUAA
This is a messenger RNA of Cinara cedri, 264 nucleotides long. Lineage: Eukaryota; Metazoa; Arthropoda; Insecta; Hemiptera; Aphididae. The record is from the annotation of a GenBank genome assembly.